Molecule: messenger RNA, 311 nt
Organism: Cylicostephanus goldi
Lineage: Eukaryota; Metazoa; Nematoda; Chromadorea; Rhabditida; Strongylidae
Source: the annotation of a GenBank genome assembly
AUGACUGAUCAGCAACAAUAUGAAGCCGAGGCGGAGUUAGCAAGCUCUCAAGGACGGCCAGUGACCGCAGCAGCGAGGAAAAUGGAGCGAGACCAGACGAGGUUUCGUUUGCCACUGCACGAGCCAGCGUCAAUAUUUUGGGAUGAGACGGAUGAUCGCUUCCUUGUUUGUCAUGCUCAACCGACUUCUCAGCAUGUGGUAGGUUACUUUGUAUAUUUUUCAAAACACAAGAUAUUCAGUGGAAUCGUUCAAUUUUCACGAACUAGAGUGGGCGUCAAAAUUUCUUCAAAUUGGCGUUGCUCUAAAUAGUU